CAUUUUAGUAUCAUUUCCUUUCUGUUUAGAACUUCCCGUCGUAUCGCACGUGGAUAAAACAAUUCGGCAAAAUGGUAGCCCAAAAAAAGACGAAAAAGGCCAUUGAAAGUAUCAACAGUCGUUUGGCGUUGGUAAUGAAAUCUGGAAAGUACUGUUUAGGAUAUAAACAGACGUUGAAGACACUCCGCCAAGGAAAGGCCAAACUCAUCAUCAUAUCCAGCAACACACCUCCACUAAGGAAGUCAGAAAUUGAAUAUUAUGCUAUGUUAGCCAAGACUGGAGUACAUCAUUACAGUGGAAACAAUGUAGAGUUGGGAACAGCAUGCGGUAAAUACUUCAGGGUUUGCUCUAUGUCUAUUACUGACCCGGGAGACAGUGAUAUCAUCAAGUCCAUGCCUGCCGGAGAUGGUGCCCCACAGUAACGCAAAAUUGUUUUAUGUAAGGUGAUUUUUUUUGUUUUGUAUUAUGUACAAUUUGAAUAAACCUAUAAGAAUGUA
Leptinotarsa decemlineata (Colorado potato beetle) is the source of this 497-nucleotide messenger RNA. It is a transcript of the gene RpL30, whose product is annotated as Ribosomal protein L30. The record is from RefSeq and is a predicted model, not a curated record. NCBI's taxonomy places the organism in Eukaryota, Metazoa, Arthropoda, Insecta, Coleoptera, Chrysomelidae. Gene Ontology annotation, cellular component: cytosolic large ribosomal subunit. Gene Ontology annotation, molecular function: structural constituent of ribosome; RNA binding.